Ostrinia furnacalis (Asian corn borer) is the source of this 1442-nucleotide messenger RNA. It is a transcript of the gene P58IPK, whose product is annotated as dnaJ homolog subfamily C member P58IPK. Gene Ontology annotation, cellular component: endoplasmic reticulum. Gene Ontology annotation, biological process: protein folding in endoplasmic reticulum. Gene Ontology annotation, molecular function: misfolded protein binding; protein-folding chaperone binding. The coding region runs from base 216 to 1412 and encodes 398 amino acids. The record is from RefSeq and is a predicted model, not a curated record. The transcript has 9 exons. NCBI's taxonomy places the organism in Eukaryota, Metazoa, Arthropoda, Insecta, Lepidoptera, Crambidae.
UUCUUGAAAUUAGUUUAAUUUAUUAUUUUUUUGAUAUUUUGGUCAGAUGUAAAACUUAAAAAAGUAAUGUUGUCUGAUUUGGACCAAUCAGAGAAAACCACGAAAAGAGACGAAGGAAAAAUGGGUUGUCGCACUGUCAAAUAAUUAGUUUGUAUUGAAAUACAAUUGCUGCCAAUUUGUGCUAAGGACUGUUGUAAAAUAAUUGUAAUAAAAUAAUGGACUACUUAGUGAAUAUCAACUGGAACAAAAUCACACCAUGCCUUGUUUUAUUAGUACUAGAAAUAGUGUUAGAAUUUUCAGAGUGCGCGACGCCGGCGGAGGUGAACAAACACCUGGAACUCGGGCGAGACUUCCUGGCGCGGGGACAGCUCUCUGACGCGCUCACGCACUAUCACGCAGCCGUCGAGGGCGACCCCCACAACUACCUCACAUACUUCAAGCGUGGUACCGUGUACUACGCACUGGGCAAAGCUAAAUUUGCCUUGCAAGACUUUACAAAGGUGUUGGAGCUGAAGCCAGACUUCACGUCGGCGCGGCAUCAGCGCGCCAACGUCUACCUCAAGCUAGCACAGUACAGGGAAGCCAAGGAAGACUUUCUACAUGUUACAUACGCGGACCCGUACAACGAGGAGGCGGUGAACAAUUACCACCGCGUGGACGAGUUCGCGGAGGAGCUGCGCCUGGCGGAGGCCUACUACCGCGGCGGGGACUUCCGCGCCGCCGCCGACCUCGCCACCAGGCUGCUGGAGCUGUCGCCAUGGUCGGCGCAGCUGCGCCAGCUUAGGGCGGAGUGCUACAUUGCGCUGAACGACCUGUUCUCGGCGGUGUCGGACAUCCGCUCGGUGAACCGGCUGCAGCAGGACUCCACGGACGGCUACCACCGCCUCGCCACGCUGCUCUACCGCCUCGGCCACGUCAGCGACGCGCUCAAGGAAAUCCGCGAGUGUCUAAAACUAGACCCGGAGCACAAGAAGUGCUUCCCGUUCUACAAGAAGAUCAAGAAAGUGGACAAGUACCUGCUGGACUGCGAGCAACUCAGCGAGGCGCGCGACUUCGCCGGCUGCAUCGCCAGCGCUAACAAGGUGCUGAAGGCCGAGGAUGACGUCACGCUCGUCGUGUUCGAGGCCAGGAAGUGGCUGUGCAGCUGUUCCGUCAAGGAGGAGUUAUACACGGAGGCGCUGUCGGAGUGUGGUGCGGCGCUGGCGCUGCAGCGCGACGCGCGCGUGCUGUGCGACCGCGCCGACGCGCUGCUCGGCCUCGACAUGUUCGACGACGCCAUCCACGCGUACAAAGAGGCCCUCGAGCUGGAAGAGGGCCUGCAGCGCGCCAAGGACGGCAUCUCGCGCGCUCAGAAGCUGCAGAAGCAGUCCGAGCAGCGCGACUACUACAAGAUACUCAACGUUAAAAGGUAAUUCAUAAACAACCUCGUUAUGCCAGGUUCU